AUGGGCCCUACACUCCCCACCCACGGCCAACUCAGCAUGUCCGAACGCCGGAACACCUUCCCCCUCAGCAACUCGUCCCGCCAGAAGCCACGGAAAUGGCCGCUCGCCUUCCGCUUCAUCAAAGGCGCCAUCCACCACGCCAUCAUCAUCCCCGUCUCCAUCCACACGCUCUUCACGCUCCUUAUCGUCUCCCUCGACGCCCACAGCGCCUACAACCUCGGCAUCCCCGCCUCCAUCGUGCCCUCCCUCUCCAUCGUCGUCGGCCUCAUGCUCGUCUUCCGCAAUAGCUCCUCUUACGACCGCUACUGGGGCGGCCGCACCGGGCUGCAAUCCAUCGUCAAUAGUGUGCGAAACCUCACGCGCUCCUUCCUCGUCUGUGGGCCCAACGACGACGACCAGGACCGCGCCGAGACAGAGAAGGUCGUAAAGACCCUCGUCGCGAUCAUGUAUGCCGUCAAGAACCACCUCCGCGGCAAUUGGGGCGCCAUGGAAUUUCAGCCCGAGUAUCGCAUGCUGGUGCCGGAGGGCCUGGAGGGCCAUGAGGGCGAGGGUGUGGGCAUGGCGCUGGAGUUGGGGUUUGUGGUCGAGAGGUAUAUCAAGAGGGGCGCGAGGAAGGGCGCGUUUAAUGCGCCGCAGUCGGCCAUGCUGAAUGGACAGUUGAAUGGCAUUAUGGAUGCGUAUGGGCAGAUGGAGACUAUCAAAUUGACACCAAUCCCCAUAUGUCAGCAGAUCCACCAGAAACAGGUGCUGGCACUCUACUGCUGCAUCCUCCCCUUCUGUCUGGUGGACGAGAUGGGCUGGUGGACGGUGCCCGUCAUAUCCUUGAUCUGCUUCACGCUCUACGGCAUUGAAGGUAUCGGAGAGGAGCUCGAAGACCCAUUCGGCUACGACAAGAACGACAUCAAGAUUGACGCCAUCAUCGAGGAUGCCAGGCAGGAGGUGUUGGUCCUGCUGGAUGGGUGGAGGAAGGGGAGUGAUGAGUAUUACCAGUAG
Molecule: messenger RNA, 993 nt
Organism: Morchella importuna
Lineage: Eukaryota; Fungi; Ascomycota; Pezizomycetes; Pezizales; Morchellaceae
Exons: 4
Coding region: 1-993 (330 amino acids)
Molecular function (GO): chloride channel activity
Source: RefSeq, a predicted model, not a curated record